Thalassophryne amazonica is the source of this 1622-nucleotide messenger RNA. RefSeq names its product gamma-aminobutyric acid type A receptor subunit alpha5 (gene gabra5). NCBI's taxonomy places the organism in Eukaryota, Metazoa, Chordata, Actinopteri, Batrachoidiformes, Batrachoididae. Gene Ontology annotation, cellular component: neuron projection; dendrite membrane; synapse. Gene Ontology annotation, molecular function: transmitter-gated monoatomic ion channel activity involved in regulation of postsynaptic membrane potential; benzodiazepine receptor activity; inhibitory extracellular ligand-gated monoatomic ion channel activity. The record is from RefSeq and is a predicted model, not a curated record. Gene Ontology annotation, biological process: monoatomic ion transmembrane transport; gamma-aminobutyric acid signaling pathway; signal transduction. The transcript is spliced from 10 exons. The coding region runs from base 195 to 1574 and encodes 459 amino acids.
CUUUUAUAGGUCAGCCUUCAGCGUGGGCUGGAGGAGUGACACGAGUGGGAGUCUGAGGAGGACCAGAGGAUGGCAACACGGACUUCUGGUGGUCAAAUCCACACGUGCACACGUCUGAUCCCGUGGAGUGGAGGCUGCGCGUGACGGGGAGGAAGAGCUGCUGACAACACUUUCAUGUGGAUUUAAAUUCAGGAAUGGGCGAUGGGAUGUGCUGCAACUUUGCAAUGACACGUCUGUGCAUCUGUAUCUUGCUUGUGAGCAUCACCUGCCAUCUGAGCCUCUCACAGGAUGUAACUGGAAGUCCCCAAAAGGCAGAAGUAGAUGACAACAUCACCAUAUUCACACGCAUCCUGGACGGCCUGCUUGAUGGCUACGACAACAGACUCCGCCCAGGACUGGGAGAAAAGGUGACUGAGAUCAAAACCAACAUCUUUGUUACCAGCUUUGGUCCAGUGUCUGACACUGAAAUGGAAUACACCAUAGAUGUGUUCUUUCGCCAAAGCUGGAAAGAUGAAAGACUUUGCUUUAAAGGUCCGAUGGAGAUGCUUCAUCUGAAUAAUCUUCUGGCAAGCAACAUCUGGACCCCCGACACCUUCUUUCUUAACGGAAAAAAAUCUAUUGCACACAAUAUGACCACACCUAACAAGCUGCUGAGGCUGAAAGAUGACGGGACCCUCCUCUACACCAUGAGACUGACGAUAUCAGCUGAAUGCCCGAUGCAUCUGGAGGAUUUCCCCAUGGAUGCUCACGCGUGUCCUCUGAAAUUUGGGAGCUAUGCAUAUCCGGUCUCGGAAGUGGUCUACACGUGGACUCAGGGUGCGGCUAAGUCGGUCAUGGUGGAAGAGGAAGGUUCCCGCCUCAAUCAGUACCAUCUGAUUGGUCAGACCGCAGGGACAGAGGACAUCUACACCAGCCGAGGUCAAUACACUGUGAUGAUGGCUCACUUUUACCUGAAGAGGAAGAUCGGCUACUUUGUCAUCCAGACCUACAUGCCUUGCUUUAUGACUGUGAUCCUGUCGCAGGUCUCCUUUUGGCUCAACCGAGAGUCUGUGCCAGCACGGACUGUGUUUGGUGUGACCACAGUGCUGACCAUGACCACACUGAGCAUUAGUGCUCGAAACUCCCUGCCAAAAGUGGCAUAUGCUACGGCCAUGGACUGGUUCAUUGCAGUGUGCUAUGCUUUUGUCUUCUCUGCCCUCAUCGAGUUCGCCACAGUUAACUACUUCACUAAGAGGAGCUGGGCCUGGGAUGGAAAGAAGGCAAUGGAGGCCCAACAGACCAAGAAAAAGGACCUGUUGGCUCUCUCCAAAAAGCCAAAGAACACUUGCUCAGCCGGUGUCAGUUACACAACCAACAUGUCAAAGGACACAUCCAUCUCCACCAUUUCAAACAGCACUACUGUCCAGCUCAAACCCCCUGAAUCCAAGGCAUCAGACCCAAAAAACACUUACAACAGCGUCAGCAAGAUUGACAAGAUGUCCAGGAUAGUGUUCCCGUUGCUGUUUGGGACCUUCAACCUGGUCUACUGGGCUACAUAUCUGAACAGAGAACCGGUCAUCAAAGGAGCCGUGUAGCAGAUGAGACUUAUUCAUCUGCCUGAUAAAACUACUUCAGGAACCCAA